AUGGCCUGGACCAAGAUGGGCCGCAGGGUGUCCAGCAGGUUCGGGUGUGGGCUCCAGAGCACAGCCGUCUCAGGCCUGGUAGGAAUCCGGAGAGAGAGGAGCUGCUGGUCGCCGGAUGACCAACCGGCAUCGCUCCCAGGUUUGAUCCGAGUGUCGAGCUGUCUGAUGACUGAAGAUCAGUUCCUGUGCUCCAUCUGUCUGGAUGUGUUGACUCAUCCAGUCACCAUACCAUGUGGACACAACGUCUGUAAAGCCUGCAUCACUGCCUUCUCCAACAGACCUGAGCUGCAGGUCAACACGUUCAUCUCUGAGAUGGCUGCUCAGUUCAGACUGUCAGCCAACAGCUCAGAGCAACAAGCUGCCCAAUCAGAAGAGGUUCCCUGUGACGUCUGCACUGGAACAAAAGUGAAGGCCCUCAAGUCCUGCCUGGUGUGUCUGGUCUCCUGUGAGGCUCACCUGGAGCCUCAUCUGACUACGUCAGUUCUGAAGAAACAUCAGCGAAUGGACCUUGUGGAGAACCUGGAUGGCAGGAUGUGUAUGAAGCACGAUAAACUGCUGGAGCUGUUCUGUAAGACCGACCAGAUCUGUGUCUGCAAGCUUUGCACUGUUUUAGACCACAAGAACCACAAUGUUGUUCCUCUGAGAGAAGAAUAUGAAGGAAAGAAGACUGAGCUGGGGAAGAUUGAAGAUGAAGUCCAGCAGAUAAUCCAGAAGAGACAACUGAAGAUUCAGGAGAUCAAACACUCAGUGGAGCUCAGUGAGGAACAAGCAGACAGAGAGGUAGCAGAAGGUGUCCUGGUCUUCAGCGCUCUGAAGGAGUCUGUUGAGAGAAGUCAUGGACACCAUCAAAGAGAAGCAGAAAAAGACACAGAAAGAGGCUGAAGGCUUCAUCA
Messenger RNA from Pungitius pungitius (ninespine stickleback), 893 nucleotides. Its product is annotated as tripartite motif-containing protein 29-like. NCBI's taxonomy places the organism in Eukaryota, Metazoa, Chordata, Actinopteri, Perciformes, Gasterosteidae. The record is from RefSeq and is a predicted model, not a curated record. Gene Ontology annotation, molecular function: zinc ion binding.